Leptosomus discolor (cuckoo roller) is the source of this 573-nucleotide messenger RNA. The record is from RefSeq and is a predicted model, not a curated record. Lineage: Eukaryota; Metazoa; Chordata; Aves; Leptosomiformes; Leptosomidae.
CUGGACACGCUGGGCGCUGCCGCCGCCAAGCUGCGGGAGGACAUGGCCCCCUACUACAAGGAGGUGCGGGAGAUGCUGCUGAAGGACACGGAGAGCCUGCGCCAGGAGCUGACCAAGGACCUGGAGGAGGUGAAGCAGAAGAUCCGGCCCUUCCUGGACCAGUUCUCCACCAAGUGGACGGAGGAGCUGGAGCAGUACCGCCAGCGCCUGGCGCCCGUGGCCCAGGAGCUGAAGGAGCUCACCAAGCAGAAGAUGGAGCUGGUGCAGCAGAAGCUGACGCCGGUGGCCGAGGAGGCGCGGGACCGCCUGCGCGGGCACGUGGAGGAGCUGCGCAAGACCCUGGCGCCCUACAGCGACGAGCUGCGGCAGAAGUUGAGCCAGAAGCUGGAGGAGAUCCGGGAGAAGGGCAUCCCCCAGGCCGCCGAGUACCAGGCCAAGGUGGUGGAGCAGCUCAGCAACCUGCGCGAGAAGAUGACGCCCCUGGUGCAGGACUUGAAGGAGCGCCUCACCCCCUACGCCGAGAGCCUCAAGACCCGCUUCAUCACCCUCCUGGACGACCUCCAGAAGAGCAUG